Messenger RNA from Klebsormidium nitens, 1337 nucleotides. The record is from the annotation of a GenBank genome assembly. NCBI's taxonomy places the organism in Eukaryota, Viridiplantae, Streptophyta, Klebsormidiophyceae, Klebsormidiales, Klebsormidiaceae.
GAAGAGACUGCGCAAUUGAUAAGGUUCAGAACCCUCCAAUUGGGGAAGCAGCUCGAUGUUUGAGCAGCGUGCCAGGCAAAGUGAGCGCACCUGAAAGCCAGGCAAAGUGAGCGCACCUGAAAAGCGUCUUGUCGUCCGGCUCGGUAUAUUGGUCCUCUCGUCCUCCAAUAGGAGUGUCUUCCAUUUUAGAAGACUGCAUCACCUUCCGUGCCUUUUAGCCGUCUUAAUUGUCCAGCGAGGAGACAUUGCUUGCACUCUUCGCCAACGCACAUGAAGCCCCUGGUGGGCCGCUGACUGUGACCAAUCACUCGCUCAAUCAGAAAGCUUGGAGGACCAAGUUUUGAGCCCGCCGCAUGGGCUCUGGCCAUGGCGGCAAAAAGGCCAGGUGGUGGUGGGGGUAAUGGGCGGGUGGGGCCCCCUUCCGGGCCACCGUCAGAAGCGGCCGGCAAGGGGGGUGCUCGGCUGGCUCCGUCCAAGUCCACAGUGUACGUGGGCAACCUGGACUACAACCUGACCAACAAUGACCUCUUCACCAUCUUUAGCGCCUGCGGCCAAGUGACCAAGGCCAGCAUUGUGAAGGACCGGCAGACGCGAGAGAGCAAGGGCGUAGCCUUCAUCCUGUUCUUGACUCGAGAAGAUGCCUUGAAUGCAUGCAAGAUCAUGAACGGCAAGGUCCUGAAUGGGCGUACCAUCAACGUCAGCAUUGCGAAGGACAACGGACGAGCUGCAGAGUUCAUCAAAAGAAGGGAGUACGUGGACAAGAGCCGUUGCUACGAGUGCGGCAAGGAGGGCCACCUGUCGUACGAGUGCCCAAAAAACCAGCUGGGUCCCCGCGAGCCUCCCGCGAAGAAGAGCCGUCGCGCCGCGCAGGAGGCGCACCUCGGUGCCAAGCAGCGAGCGCCUGCUUCGCACCCGCAGCCGGCCAACGACAGCGACGAGGACGAGAAUCCAGACUUCGACGACGACGGCUGGGGGUCCGUCGUGGCGCCCAGGCCAUCGUUUUCGUCAGUACAGGGGACGCAGGGCGAGACAGAAGGCCGGAAGCCGGGGGGGCUGAAGGGCCCCAAGAAAGCAUCCGGCUACUUCAGCGACGAAAGUGGGGAGGAUUGAAUCAACGACGUGCCAGGACGGCUAGUUUGAGGAGUACACGUGUCGGACACAUGCUGAUCUUGAGCCGUCCAAGCCGCAUACUGGCUUUCGCUCGUGUUUUUGUAACAGAUUGAGCUGCGUUUGCAUUGUUUGUGCCCAAUUCCGGACAGUCUGGCUCUCAGUCGUCUGGGGUAGUCAGCUUAUGAGUACACGAGCAUACCUUGUGUGACUCAACUUAUUGAUUUGAU